Molecule: messenger RNA, 4272 nt
Organism: Musa acuminata subsp. malaccensis (wild Malaysian banana)
Lineage: Eukaryota; Viridiplantae; Streptophyta; Magnoliopsida; Zingiberales; Musaceae
Product: LRR receptor-like serine/threonine-protein kinase GSO1
Biological process (GO): protein phosphorylation
Molecular function (GO): protein binding; protein kinase activity; ATP binding
Source: RefSeq, a predicted model, not a curated record
CUCUCUCUCUCUCUCUCUCUCUCUUCCGGCUUGCCAACCCUCGUGAGAAGUCCCAGAAGGGCACUGGAGCUGUAUCAUUUAAUGGCGGUUUCUGAGAUUGCCUGACAAGACCCUUCUCUCUCUCUCUCUCUCUUUAAACCCUCCAUUUCCCCAAGUCACACACAGCCCAAAGCCCUGCUCUCAUACAUCCAUGCAUGCAUGAGUGCAACGAACAGGCGUCUCUACCCGACUCUUCAUCCUGUUCUUCUCCUCCUUCCUCUUUUCAGACAACACCGGAUAAAGUACAGAGAUGGAUACGGACCGGAGGAUCACGCUGGUUGUUCUACUGGUGGUGAUCUCUUUCCUGCCUCCUUCGGCUCUCUGUCGCUACUUGGACUCGGUGUACAUGGAAGUUCUUUUUGAGGUGAGGAAAUCUUUCACGGAGGACCCCCGAGGAGUGCUCGACGACUGGAGAAGGGAUAACCCGGACUACUGCUCUUGGAAUGGAGUCACCUGCGAUCUGGACUCGGCGGUGGUGGCUCUCAAUCUCUCCUCCUCGUCGCUGGCUGGCUCCCUCUCCCGCUCCCUCGGCCGGCUGAGUCGACUCGCCACCCUCGAUGUCUCCUCCAACCGGUUCACGGGUACCAUCCCGAGCCAGCUCGCCGGGCUCUCCGCUCUGACCACUCUCUUCCUCUACUCCAACCGUCUCUCGGGAACGAUUCCCUCUUCGCUCGGCUCGCUCUCCAGCCUUCGAGUCAUCCGGCUGGGCGACAACCCAGGCCUGUCGGGACCGAUCCCGGACUCGUUCGGCGACCUCCGGAACCUGACCACUCUCGCCUUGGCCCUCUGCAACCUCUCCGGCUCCAUUCCGCGUCGACUCGGCCGGCUGACACAUCUCCAGAACUUAGUCCUCCAACAGAACCAGCUCGACGGUCAUAUCCCCUCGGAGCUCGGCAAUCUGGCUGAUCUCCGGAUCCUAAACCUUGCCAACAACUUGCUGCAGGGAGAAAUACCGAGUCAACUCGGCAAGCUGAGCCAAUUAACCUACCUCAACAUGAUGUCCAACCGGCUUGAAGGGACCAUUCCGAGAUCUCUCUGCAAGCUCGUCGGCCUUCAAAAUCUGGACUUGUCGAUGAACGAGCUCGAAGGCGAGUUCCCCGCCGAGCUCGGCCAACUGAGUGAACUCAAUUAUCUAGUCUUGUCCAACAACAAACUCUCCGGCGGCCUGCCGGAGGACCUCUGCCAAAAUGCGACUAGGUUGCAGCACUUGUUCCUGUCCACCAACAGGUUCUCCGGUCAAAUUCCGGCCGGCUUGGUCCAAUGCCUGUCCUUGACGCAAUUGGAUUUGGCAAACAACAGCUUCACUGGCGCAAUCCCGGUCGAACUCGGUGAGCUCGUCGACCUUACUGAUCUCCUGCUCAACAAUAACAGCUUGUCGGGUUCGAUUCUUCGCGAAUUCGGCAACCUCAGCAAUCUUCAGAUACUGACGCUCUAUCACAAUGAGCUGCGAGGGCAGCUGCCGGAGGAGAUUGGCAGGUUGCAGCAACUGCAGAUCCUUUAUCUCUAUGAAAACCAGUUGUCCGGCGAGAUCCCCUCGGCCAUCGGGAACUGUUCAAGCUUGAAAAUGAUCGAUUUCUACGGUAACCAGUUCUCUGGCGGCAUUCCGGCGACUAUCGGCAGGCUGGAGCAGCUCAGUUUCCUGCAUCUGAGGCAGAACGACCUCUCCAGCAAGAUCCCCGCGUCGCUGGGCAAUUGCCGGCAGCUCACGAUCCUCGACUUGGCCGACAACCGGCUCCCUGGCGGGAUUCCGGCAACUUUUGGGCUCCUGAAAUCGCUCCAACAGCUCAUGCUGUACAACAACUCGCUCGAAGGAAGCAUCCCCGAUGAGAUGUUUGAUUGCCGGAACAUCACGAGAGUGAACCUGUCCAACAACCGGUUCAACGGGAGCAUCCUUCCGCUGUGCGGCUCGACCUCGCUUCUGUCGUUCGAUCUCACCAACAAUUCCUUCAACCUGGAGAUUCCAGCGCAACUCGGAAACUCACCGGCGCUCGAGCGGAUCCGGCUGGGGAACAAUCGUCUGACCGGCAAGAUACCGCCGAUGCUCGGAGAAAUCGGGGCUCUCUCGCUUCUGGACUUGUCGAGCAACUUGCUGACCGGAGUAAUACCGAAGGAACUGGCGGCAUGCAAGAAUCUCACCCACAUUGUUCUGAACAAUAAUCGGCUAACUGGAGUCGUCCCGACGUGGCUUGGGAGCAUACCGCAGCUGGGGGAGCUCAAACUCUCUUCUAACAGAUUCUUUGGGCCUCUUCCUGUUGAGCUCUUCAAUUGCUCCAAUCUACUGAAGGUCUCUCUCGCAGAUAACUCACUCAGUGGCUCACUCCCUCCUGAAAUUGGCAAACUUACAUCCGUCAAUGUCCUGGACUUAGCCCACAAUCAGUUCUCUGGAGCAAUCCCUGCCUCCAUAGCGCAGCUAAGCAAGCUUUAUGAGCUCCGGUUGUCGAGGAAUCUGUUCACCGGGCCGGUCCUGGUCGAGCUUGGACGACUGCAGGAACUACAGAGUGCGUUAGACCUCAGCUUCAACAACCUCAGCGGCGAGAUUCCGUCAUCGCUUGCGUCGCUUGCGAAGCUCGAAUAUCUGAACCUCUCGCACAAUUUUCUGACCGGAGAUGUCCCGCGACAAAUAGGUGAAAUGAGUAGCUUGGUGGUGCUCGAUCUCUCGAGCAACGAUUUGGAGGGGCAAUUGGACGGCCGAUUCGCCCGCUGGCCACCGCAGUCUUUCGCUGCGAACCUUGGUCUCUGCGGGAGUCCCCUCCAGCCGUGCAACAUUAUCAGUCCCGCCUGCGAAGGUUCCACCUUAAGCUCAGCUGCUGUAGCCGUGAUCUCUGCCACCGUGACGCUGGUGAUCAUUCUCCUGCUGAUAGCCGCUGUGUUAUGGAUCAGAAGGCGGUGCGCAGAGAGAUCAAGCGAGGUCAAUUGCGCAUACUCCUUCAAGGGUUCCUCUUCCAAGAUUCAUCGAGAACUGAUCGUGAAGGGAUCCACGAGGCGAGAACUCAAAUGGGAAGCUAUCAUGGAAGCGACGUGCAACCUGAGCGACGAGUUCGUCAUCGGUUCUGGCGGGUCGGGCACCGUCUACAGAGUUGAAAUGCCGUCCGGUGAGACAGUGGCCGUGAAGAAGAUUCUGCAUGACAAAAGGGAAUCCUUGCUGCAAGACAAGAGCUUCGUGAGAGAGGUGAAAAUUCUUGGCCGGAUCAGGCACCGGCAUUUGGUCAAGCUACUGGGUUACCUUAGCAGAAAUCAGGGGGAGCAUCUGCUGGUAUACGAGUACAUGGAGAAUGGAAGCCUGUGGAAUUGGCUGCACGAGCCUGCAGUGAGCCAGAAGAGGAAGCGGGAGCUGAGCUGGGAGGCCAGGUUGAAGAUCGCGAUCGGCCUUGCCAAAGGAGUGGAGUACCUGCACCACGACUGCGUGCCAAUGAUAGUUCACAGGGAUAUCAAGUCGAGCAAUGUGCUGCUCGACGGUGACAUGGAGGCGCAUUUGGGCGACUUUGGACUGGCAAAGGCAGUCGCCGCCGAGAAUUACCCGGACGGUUCGGCACGGUACACGGAGACUGGCUCCUGCUUCGCCGGAUCCUAUGGCUACAUGGCUCCAGAAUAUGCUUACUCCCCAAAGGCGACGGAGAAGAGCGACGUCUACAGCAUGGGCAUUGUUCUCAUGGAGCUCGUUAGCGGGUUAAUGCCCACAGAUCGGAGGUUCGGAGGAGACGUGAAUAUGGUGACCUGGGUGCAGUCUCGGACUGCGACGACGAUGACGGUGACAGAGCGGGAGGAGUUGCUGGAUCCUGCUCUGAAGCCGGUGGCACCGCGUGAGGAGGCCUCUCUGUUUGAAGUGCUCAAUGUGGCCUUGCAAUGCACCAGGAGGGCUCCUUCCGAGCGGCCUAGUUCGCGCCAGGUCUCUGAUAAGCUGCUUCACGUUUCCCUGAAGAUUCAGAGAGUAAGCACCGGAAAGAAAGUUGCAGUAUAAGCAUUCUGGCAGAUUAGUUGUGUCGAAGCCUUAGUUUGGUUGGUUGACUUGAACAAAACCACCAUUAGGCACAAUUGGUAGCUCAGAGAAAAUGAUCACUAAUAAUAGUACAGUCGUGUCCAUGUAGCAGGUCUAGUGGAGGUGAAGAAUGGAAGAGAUGUUCAUUCAAAUGCUAACAUGAAAGCAGAGUCAUCAUGUUGGGAGAAAACAACAUGCCUAGAGUAUUCAAAGAGUCAAAUUUCUAAGAACAGACAUUCACCUUGCAGGUUUACUAU